AUGUUUAGCAAUCCUUAAGAUGAUAAUCUUAAAAUUGUUCAUGAAGCAGACAAUGAAACAGAGGAAACAAUUACUCAUAUGAACAAUAAUUCUAUAGUGCAUCAUCCAAGAAAUGGAUCAAAUAAUCAACCUAACCAUUAAAGCCCUAGAUACCCUCAGGCAAAGUACAAUUAUCUUGAACCAAAUAAUUAGAAUAGGAAUGAGGAAGAUAAUCAAGUAGGAUCAUAAAUGCUGAAACCUGUAGCAAAAAAAUAUGUAAAGCCAAGUGAAAAUUUCCCUGCUCAUAAAAGUCAGAUAAAUGACAUUGAUGAUAAUAGUUUUAAUGAAAAGGAUAGAAAAUAAAAUAAAAACGGAGAAGAUGAGUUGCAAUAAGAAUUAAGAAAAACACAAAGUAGUUUAUAACGUUUGAAAAAAUAAAAUGAAUUUGUAACCAAUAAUAAUAAAUUUUAUUCUUCCAAACCAAACGACACUCUUUAAUACCACACUUUUCGUGAUAAAUUUUUAGAAGAAAAUAAUAAUUUGAGACACAAUUUACACACUCCUGAGGAGAAACCUGUUCGCACUCCAAAUAACUAUAAAAGAGUCAAAAAAAAUUUCUAUGACACGAGCAAGCCAUUUUAUCCAAAUAAUGAUAGAGAGGAUAAAACUUUAGAUGAAGCAGUUACUAAUAAUUUAGAAGAAAGGAAUAUGAUUGAUAGAAUUUAAAGAGAUAUUGAUAGAGAAAAGUAGGAAUUCUUAAAUAAAUAUUAAACUAAAUACUUAGAUGAGCCAUACAGCAGCAAAUAUGAUUAUCCUGCAGCACCUGAAGAAAGCGAAAACCCAAUUUCUAGCUAAACAAAGAAAAAAAAACCUAUAAAUCCAAUUAGAAAUGAUAGUGGAAUAAGCGAUGAUAGCCUUGAAAAUAAAAAUUAAAAAAAUAAAUUAGACUAUAAUAGUCCUGAUUAAGUUCUAAAUCAUAACAACCAUGCAUUAGACCAUUAUCCUCAUAAAUCAAAUGUUAGAAAUGAAUAUCCUUAUAAAGAUGAUGAUGAUCAAGUAUAGUAAUAUGACCAUUUAGUCUAUCCUGAAAGCUAUAAGCAGUUUUAAGAAAAGAGCAGCCCUAGACAAAUUACCCUUGCCAGUUAUAAAGACAUAUAUUUAGAAAGAUAAAAUAAAGAACUAUUUGCUCCAAGAAACGUCCCUAAAAAUAUUCCUUUAGAAGAGGAAUAGGAAUUGAAUUAAUUAGAUUAAUUAAGACCUAGAAGACAUAAUGAAACAGAAGACGAAGAUUUACUUCCUUAAAUGAAAAAUAUGAAUGAAGCCCAACAAAGAAAAGAUAUUCUACUUAAAAGUAAGCUUUAAGAUGAACCUAAAAGCAGAAAGAAUUCGGAAUUAACAUACAAUUUUAAAACAAAUGAAACUUAAAUGCAAAUGCAUUACUUAAAUAACAAUAAAUAAGAGCCACUUGGUGAGAGAGAUUUAAUUAAUAAACUUUCAUCUACAUAUAAUGUCGGUUAAUCUAUUAAGGACUAUAAAAAAUAAAAAGAAGCAUUAAAGUCCACAAUAAGAAAAAGACUAACUCCUUCCACAGAUGAUGACAACUUUAGUCUUAAAGAUAAGGCUGAUUUAGAUUAGGAAACUCCAAGAGCUACUCCAAAAGGAUUGCUUUCAAAAACCGGCAGUGUAAGAGGAACUCCUAUCGAAUUCAAUUCAAACGGAAAAUAUAAUCCAAGCUAAACAGAAUUAGAUAUUGACAAAGUUUAAAAUUUAUAGAGAGGAUACUCCACUAAAUAGCCUAGCUAAGCUUACAUAGCUGAAAUACCUUUAUCAACAAGAAAUUCAUAAAGAAGAGACUUUUAUGGAAACCCUAUCAAUACUAACAAUAUUAACAAUAAUGAUUAUGCUCCUAGAAUGCCUAGCUCUACUAGGAAUAUCUAGUAACCAAAUUAAAGAUAUAGCUCAUAACCACGCCCUUCUUCAAAAGUAUACUCGAAACAAAUGGAUAACUUUGUCAAUUAUCCUAACCCUUCUAAUCCUCUAGAAAAAGCUAAUAGCAGAAAUUUAGACGAAACCGGAUUGCAUUUAAGGACAAGAAUCGAUACUUAAGGAGGUGUCUAUCCAAGAAACUUAUUGUCUUAGUCUGUCAAAAAAACACCUAACACAAAUUUAGAUUUAAGCAAUUUAUCAAAUAAUAACAACUAAGAUGCUCCAUUAGAGAUGCAAAGUGCUCGUAUUCCUCGUAAAAAUAAUGAUUUAAAAACUUAGUCUGUAAAUAUGACACCAAGAGAAAGUACAAAAGAAAAAAUAUUUAAACAACUAGAAAAUCCUAGCGAAUUAAGUUAAAAAAAAGAUCCUAAAAGGCACUUUUUAGAACCAUAAAUGGAUGAUUUUGCACUUAUUGAUAAAAAGAAUAAUCAUAGUUAAAUAAAUAGUUUAAAUAAUUCAAGAAUCGAUAGUGACUUUUCUUAAAGAAGUACAAUCCAAAAGCCCAUAUUGUACCCAUCUAGAAGACUUCCUAGUAUAAACAAAGGAAAAAAUGACAUGGGAUUUAAUAUUUCUAAAUGUUGUCAUGACAAAAGUCCACCAAGAAGUAGCGAUUUUAGUGGAUCAAGAAGAUACACAUAUGGCUAGAAUUAUGGAUGCACAAAAUAAGUAAAAAACUCUGGAUAAUAAUGUAUAAAAUGCCCUGUUUGCACAAGUUAGUUAAAAGUAGAAAGAAUAGGAUAAUUCUGA
Molecule: messenger RNA, 2712 nt
Organism: Tetrahymena thermophila SB210
Lineage: Eukaryota; Ciliophora; Oligohymenophorea; Hymenostomatida; Tetrahymenidae
Exons: 3
Source: RefSeq, a predicted model, not a curated record